AUGGCUGACAUCUCCUCACCUAUCAUUUACCAUUACCUUGACAUUGGCAGGCGGGGCCGCGGGGAGGUUGUGAACCUUUUUCUGAAGGAUGCGGGCCUCGAAUUCAAAGACAUCCGCUACCCCUACGACAACACCUGGCUGGAAACCAGUAACAAGCUCCGUCAGAGUAAACUUACAAGAACCGGUCAGCUUCCUGCUCUUGAGUAUCACGGCGCCGUAGUUACCCAGCAUAUUCCAAUUCUGCGUUAUCUUACUAGAGAGCUUGGCGCUUACGAUGGUGACACAAACUGGGAGAAGUACUUGGUCGAUGCGGUGUCAGAUAUCUACAUUGACUGGAGGUCUCAAUGGGUCGCGAACUUGAAAGGCGCGACCGAGGCCUACAAGAAUGAGUAUGUACCCAAAUACUACGAUCUUAUUGCUCAAUACUACUCCGAUGUCGAUGGACCUUAUCUUCUGGGUGAUAAGAUCACCUAUGCCGACUUUGCCAUUUAUCAAUCCAUUGACAACGACACAAGAACGGGAACUAUUCCAGAGACUCUCCCGCCUGCUCUCACUAAGUUUGUGGAGGCCUUUGAAAAGAGGCCCAAUAUCUCUGCAUACAUCACGCAAACAAAGGCAUAG
This is a messenger RNA of Penicillium soppii, 621 nucleotides long. RefSeq names its product glutathione S-transferase. Gene Ontology annotation, biological process: glutathione metabolic process. The record is from RefSeq and is a predicted model, not a curated record. Bases 1 to 621 code for a protein of 206 amino acids. The transcript is spliced from 5 exons. Gene Ontology annotation, molecular function: glutathione transferase activity. NCBI's taxonomy places the organism in Eukaryota, Fungi, Ascomycota, Eurotiomycetes, Eurotiales, Aspergillaceae.